Magnolia sinica is the source of this 450-nucleotide messenger RNA. RefSeq names its product protein FAR1-RELATED SEQUENCE 5-like. The record is from RefSeq and is a predicted model, not a curated record. Bases 1 to 450 code for a protein of 149 amino acids. The transcript has a single exon. Lineage: Eukaryota; Viridiplantae; Streptophyta; Magnoliopsida; Magnoliales; Magnoliaceae.
AUGGAUGAGAAGGUACCGAAUCCAGAAAUUGGUAUGGAGUUUAAAACAGAGAAAGAUGCAUAUGAUUUCUACAAUAGUUUCGGAAGGAAAGUCGGUUUCAGUAUUCGAAAGCAUAGUGUAAAAAAAGACAAAAAGACAGGUGUAUUGAAAAUGAGAGAUUUUGUUUGUUCCAAAGAAGGUAAACGUUCAUUUGAUAAACGUGAUGUUAAUGUGAAGCAUCAUCGGGAUGAAACAAGAACAGGUUGUGAGGCACAUAUGAAAAUUAGAUUGAGAGUUGAUGGAAAAUAUCGUGUUACUGAUAUUAAGAUUGAUCAUAAUCAUAUUCUUGCAUCUCCUGAAGAAACUCAUUUGUUGAGAUCACAACGAAAAUUUACUCAAGAAGUAGUUGCCGAUAAUUGUGAUAAUGCGGGUAUAAAGUCAAAAGCGACAUAUGAUUUCAUGACUAAAUAA